Naegleria gruberi is the source of this 2394-nucleotide messenger RNA. RefSeq lists its product as uncharacterized. The transcript is spliced from 2 exons. NCBI's taxonomy places the organism in Eukaryota, Heterolobosea, Eutetramitea, Acrasida, Naegleriidae. The record is from RefSeq and is a predicted model, not a curated record. Bases 1 to 2394 code for a protein of 797 amino acids.
AUGUCUCAACACAAACAACAAAUCAAGAAGAGAAAGUACGACAAUAUUGCACAAGAACCACUUGAUGUUAUCGAAGUGGAUACUGAUGAAUUUAUGCUCUAUGAAGACCGCCGUGAAGAAAAAUCCAUUGAGCACCAAGUUUUUGAUUAUAUGACAAAAGUGAACUCUGGCCUCAUUACCCUCAAUAGCAAACUCCUCAGUGUCGACUAUUCGUACAUGUUGAAUCAUUGUGAUAUGGUCGAUGAAUUUGUGGAUAAUAUUCAUCUAUUCUUGGGUCAUUUGGGAGUUUUAAGAAAGAAACUUGCCUCGGAGCGAUUAAAUACAGACACAAUCUCUUACAUUUACCAAUUCCUCGAUUCUAAAAUGAUUCUCUGUACUUGCCAAUACGUGUCCAAGAUUUGGAGAGAGAGUUUGAGCAAGACAUCACUCUAUGGAACCCUCUCAAAGAAGAAGAGCUACCUGAUUAGAAGCAUGAAGAAUUUCAAGUUUGCUAAUCGUAUAACUUCAUUGGAUAUUAACAAACCUUCCCUUGAUUCUAUUAAGGUCUUGUGCAAGACGAAACGUUUGAAAGGUCUUGAGAAUUUAUCUUUGACUGAUUUGGGCGUUCAAAGUAUUUCCCAAUUGUGUUCUACCAAGAGGCUGAAACCUAAAAAGUUAGUUCUCAAUUCAUUCUUUUCAGGAUGUGUGGAGAAAAUGCUCUCCUCGCAAAUGGUUUCGAAUUUGGAGAGUUUGGAAUUGUUAGCAUUAUCUACUACCAAUAAUGAAUGGGACAAUGUCAAGUUAUCUAAACUCGCCAAUCUUGAAGUAACUGGAAGAAACCUAAUUAAUUUCAAUGACAGGAAUAUUGUUUGUAAUUUGAUGGCAAAGUGUCCACUUUUGAAACGUGUGAAAUUGAGCUACAUGACAUUCUUCUCAGUAGAAUUACAAUUACCUGUAUUGGAAAGGCUUGUUUUGGAAGAUUGUGAAGUAACCAAAUCAUUCCUUUCACAAUUAGUUUCAUCAAGGUUUCCUAAUUUAAAGUAUUUGGAACUAAAGUCUAUUACUGUGAAAGAAUCCAAUACCGAUACGAAACUAGACGAACCUAAUCCAAAUUGCCUAAUCAAGGAACUGAAAAUAAUGUCAAAUAUUCAAAACCUAGCACUAAUUACCAAAUAUUGUAAGAAUCUCAAGAGUCUUUCUCUUCAAAGACCCUUAAAUUGGUAUCAUCCUCCAUUCGAUUUCUCAGAAUAUUUUUCAGCCGAAUGUUUAUACUCAUUGGAAACUUUAGAACUAAUUUACUUUUCACUGCUCUUUAAACCUGUUAUGGAUCAAUUAUUUCCAAAUUUAAAGAAGCUGAUCUAUAGAGGUAAUGAAGCUACUGAAGUUGCUUUGAAAUUGCUUGAAAAUUGUACUUCAUUGGUUGACCAACAAUUACAAUCAAAAAAAAUGGCAAGAACACGAAACUCUACACCAAUCAAUUUCUAUCUUGUUAAUUUAAUCGAAUUAGGAGAGGCUUUAAAACAUGCUACACCAAACAGAGUUUCGGGUUAUUGCAAGCAACUCCUCCAAUCCAUUGAAAAUACAAUUGUCUAUACACAGAGUUUUUAUUCAAUGAAGGGAUUUGGUAUUUCGGAAUUUGAUGAUCAUUUGGUUUUAUUUGAUGGUGAUGAUAAUGAUGAUGAAUUGAUAAUAGUGGAAAAUAAUGAUCAAGAGAAUGAGGAGGAUGUUGAAGGAGAGAAUGAUGAAGAGAAUGAAGAAGAUGGAGAGGAAGGAGAGAAGGUGAUCAUGGCACAAUUAUUUGGUGAAAGGAAUGUUCCUAAAUUGGAAAAGGAAUGUUUUGCUGAUUAUCGAAUGUUUUCGAGUUUUGAGAAUGUUUGGACAGUGUUAAACCAAGCUUUCAUUCAUCCAGUUUAUUUAUUCAGAUAUGUGGAAUUGUGUGAAUUUGACACUGAAGUGAAUGAUAGAGUUUUAUUGAAAGUUUUGAGUGAAGAAUACCAACAGUAUUUUAGUAGUGAAACACCUCGAAAGAAAAAGAAGGUCAGCAAUGAUGAUGAUCAUAAUAAGGAGCAAAAUAAUGAGGAUGAUUUUAAUAGGGAGGUAUUGGAAUUUAUCAAGAAGGAAACCUCAAAUCUUGACUGGGAUGAAGAUCUAUUGGGAGCAUAUAGAAAAAUGAUGCAUAAAAUUAAUCCAAUUGAUGAGGAUGAUAGAGUUGGUGAUGGCAAACCUUUAGAUUUUAGUAGACUUCAACAUGAUAAGGACAUGCUGUUUUGCAUUCUUGAAUAUAUUGGAAAUGUCAAGACGAUAUUCAAUUUUGCCAUUUCGAAUCAUUCGUUUUAUGAGAUAUUUCAGAAUGCAAACAAGAAGAAUACUUUAUUGAAGAGGAUUGUCAAAGAUUGGGGUUUAGUUUUCAUAUAA